This is a messenger RNA of Doryrhamphus excisus (bluestripe pipefish), 2318 nucleotides long. It is a transcript of the gene rgp1, whose product is annotated as GP1 homolog, RAB6A GEF complex partner 1. NCBI's taxonomy places the organism in Eukaryota, Metazoa, Chordata, Actinopteri, Syngnathiformes, Syngnathidae. The record is from RefSeq and is a predicted model, not a curated record.
AAGCAGCGUGAAAAGCAGUUCAACCUUUCUUUUAAAAAUAAGCCAAUUAAUUAUAUGAAGUGGACAUAAUAUCAGCGUACCUUAAAGAGCAACAACAGGCGUUAAAUUUCAAAAUUAAUGUAGUGUUCUUCGGCUAGUAGACAGGAAGUCAACUGGCAGCAAGCUAGCUUACAGAGACCACCGCACACAAUCAAUCGGGGAAACCAUUUUGGCAAAAAAGGGGGGGACUUUACAAAAUGUAUACUAGUUAUCGUCGUCUGCUAUAAAUUGACAACGUGACAGUCAAUUAAUGUACACUUUGUCGUAUUCCACCACUCAAGUUAAAUGAAUUGUUGAUUAACUGCAUGACAAAUGUUAAUAAUAACAGUGGCUUGUGCGACCGCUGCCAAGUGACGUUGUCUUGCUGGCCAACCGAAAAGUAGCGCUGCAAAGCCGAAACUCGCUUUUUGUUUUACUAUUAAACUUUUCAAAUGCAAUUUAAUUGCAUUAAAAUACUACUCUAAAGUUUAACACAUUUAUAUUUUCAAACACUCUUGUAUUAAUUGGUAUUUGUUGCUUUUUCUCUUCGAAGUAUUUUUCCCACUGUUCCAUUACAGUCGUCCUUUCCAAGCACACUUUGUUUACUGUGUCGGACCGCUAGCUAAGUAGCCAAGCUAUGGUAGGUUCGGAAGAAAACAAGGCCAGUUCGCACGUUAAUGUAUUCAAAUAACUAGGUUAAACGUCAGUGUAAAAAAACAGAAGCUUCGCAGACUCUUUGGGACAAGAUGAUCGAGGUGGUGGCCUCCAUGGCACGGGGCCCUGUGUUUCUGGCCGGGGAGCUAAUGGAGUGUCUAAUUACUUUCAGGAACCCCAUGUCACACUUUUCUACCUCUGCAAGCAGUGAGAUGUUGGCGUGGGCCAGCGCCCAGAUUCACUGCCAGUUCCAUGCCAGUGAGAGCCGGGUGACCCUCCCAAGCCAGGACAACAAGCAGGAUGUUCAGGCUGAGAGUGACACAGUCCUCAUUCCAAGCAGAGGCGAGCGAGGGCAAUGUGUUUUGGACACUCCACCGAAGAUCUUAUUCUGUGACCUGUGUCUGGAUCCAGGAGAGAGCAAAACCUAUUCAUAUAGUGAGGUAGUACCAGUCGACGGCCCUCCCAGCUUUCGUGGCCAGGCGGUGAAGUAUGUCUACAAGCUCACCAUCGGCUGUCAGAGAGUUAACUCUCCCAUUAAACUCCUCAGAGUUCCUUUUAGAGUUUUGGUUCUACAGGGCAUGCCAGAACCAUCAUUCACUCAGGAAGAUGAAGUUUCCCCAUCUAAUCCCUUCCUGGAGGAAGAGGAAGCAAGUCGCAGGGAUGCUCGGCCUUUGGAGAGAGCACUGGACAUGCUCAUGGUCUCCACGUCAAGACGCUGCCCGCACAUGUUUAAUAUCACUAAUGUUCGAGGAAAAGUGGCAAAGUUCUGCAUCUUCAAGACUGUUUACAGACUAGGAGAAGACAUCAUCGGCACAUUUAACUUCUCAGAAGGCGACAUUCCUUGCUUACAGUAUUCGGUGAGCCUCCAAAGCGAGGAGGAGAUACAGCAGAUGUACCAGAGGCGCCCCGGCCAGGCUCUCAGUGUGACAGGACACGGACGGCAUCUGGAAUCAUGCCUGCACACAGCAUCCAGCCACUUCUCCCUGCCUGUCCCCCUCAACGUCACGCCAGGCUUCAGCACAGACAUCGUGACGCUGAGGUGGCGCCUGCACUUUGAAUUCGUCACAGCCCGGGAGCCCGUGGAGCCGGCUGCUGUGCUCCAGAAUGAGUCAAAGGUGACAGUGUGGGCGGGGGCGGAGCAUAUUGAAGUCGAUACCUUCAGCUGGGACCUGCCUAUCAAGAUCCUGCUCACCAACCCCGCCCUGGCAUCUUAUGAGUCACAGUUCACAGGAAGCAACAGCAUCAACAUUUGACUUCCACCGUCUCAGACCGGAAAAUGGCGCUUCUGAUGUCAUAUUAUAUCCGUUAUCAUGUACAGUGUAACAUUUUUACCCUUUUAAUUGUCUUUUUAAUUUGUCAUCAAAAGCUUAUAUCUUUUGUAGGAUGAAGAUGCUGACAGAAAAACAAGCACAUAUGUGUACAUUUGGUUAACGUUUUUAAUUAAAAAUCUCAAUAACACACAAUUCUUUUCCCAUUCCAGGUUAACAUUGUAUGUAAAUACUUGGUGAUUAAAAGUGUGAUUAACUCUUUAUGUGAUGUUUGUUUUUUGGCAUACUGUAAGUCGACAAUGGAAGAAAAAACUGUUAAUGCUUGUUUGCUAUUUACAAGGAUGAUUGCAAGGGUUUUUUAUGUAUGAUAGUGAACCA